AUGAACUAUUGUUUGACCUCAGGUGACCCCAGUCUGAGAGGAGGCAAUGGGAUUCCUCCACGCUGUGUGUUCCUGGAGGAAAUGGCCGCUGAGAUGGACGGUCAAGAUUGGCUGGACAUGGACAACAUUGAGCAGGCACUCUUCAACAGAUUACUGAUGCUGGAGCCAGGAAACCACCUCAUCUACAUGACCUCGUGUAAUGCUGUAAAUCUCUCUGCCGACCGAGACGCUGGGGACAAGUCCGCCAUACCGUUCCUCUACGCCUGCUACCAGAGAGCCAAGGAAGAGGUCACCAAAGUACCGGAGAAGCUGCUGUCGUACGCAGUGCGCUGUAAGAACCUGGCGGUGUCCAACACGCGCACGGUCCUGCUCACCCCCGAGAUCUACAUCAGACAGAACGUGUACGAGCAGCUACUGGAUUUGCUGCUAGAGGGAGUCGGCGGAGCCCAGCUGGAGGAGGUGGUGGAGUUCGUGGAGGAGGUGAUAGCUGGCCUGUUGGCUGACCAGGAG
Salvelinus sp. IW2-2015 is the source of this 510-nucleotide messenger RNA. NCBI's taxonomy places the organism in Eukaryota, Metazoa, Chordata, Actinopteri, Salmoniformes, Salmonidae. The record is from RefSeq and is a predicted model, not a curated record.